CUUUUACCACCGGUGCCGCACUACUCAAGGGGCAGUGGUACCCUCGGCGUCUAUUUUGGCAUCACAUACCACCACGCUCUCAGUCAGCCAUGUUGCAGUGGAGGAAGAAGUCGAAUCUCACAAACCUCUUGGACUGAUAGGAUGACAGCCACCAAGUGUGCUGUGUGCCAGGCACCGGCCAGUCAGAAAUGUGCCAAAUGUUUCGUCACAGUCUACUGCAGCAAGGAUCAUCAAAAGCAACACUGGAAGAUUCACAGGACAGAAUGCAGUCCUUACAGGGUAUGUCAGUCAGCGGAGCUCGGUCGGUAUUUGGAAGCCUCGCGUGACAUAAAGGCAGGUGAAAUCAUACUCCGGGAUUCUCCUCUGGUUGUUGGACCAAAGCAAGUGACUGCGCCUGUCUGCCUUGGGUGCUUUACUCCAGUAAAUGGAUCGUACAGCUGUACGGAUUGUGGAUGGCCAAUGUGUGGUCCGGAAUGCCAGAAGAUUGUCCUUCAUUACCCUGAGUGUCAGCUCUCAAGGAACAGACCAGUGAAAGUCCAGGUGAAUCAGUUCAAGAAUAUCAAUCAAAUGUAUGAGUGCAUUACCCCCCUGAGAUGCCUGUGGUUGAAAGAACAGGACCAAGCAAAGUGGUCCUCCCUUUGUCAGAUGGAGUCUCACCUGGAGCGUCGUAUAAACACAGACGUCCACGAAAUUAAUCAGGCCAACGUUGUUGAUUUUAUUCAAAAGUACCUGAGGGUACUGAGUUAUUCUGAGGAAGAGAUCCAUCGUAUUUGUGGUGUAAUAGAUGUGAACGGUUUUGAAAUUCCUGGUCCUAAUGUAAUAGGACUCUAUGGGAAGGGUUGUCUCUUAGAGCACAAUUGCAUCCCAAAUUCCUCUAGGACUUUCGACCCACAGUUGAACAUAAUCAUCAGGGCUACUGUAGAAAUAAGCAAAGGUGAACACAUCACUACUUCGUAUACUGAUCCCAUGUGGGGGACAGCUAACCGACAGUUAUACUUGAGGACAAGUAAGUACUUUAAAUGCACGUGCGACAGAUGUAAAGAUCCAACAGAACUGGGAACUCACUUAAGUAGCCUUAAAUGUAGCCACUGUUCGUCAGGAGUUGUGUUACCUUCUCCUAAUCCACUCAGUCCAGAAGCUUGGGUGUGCAGUUCCUGCUCUGCAAGCGUCAUCCUGGAUCAGGUGGACGGCUUCCUCAAAGAGACUGGGGAGAAACUGGUGCGUCUUAAGUAUAAUUCCUUGUCUUCUUCAGAGGCAUUCCUUAAAGCUACAUCUUCGAAGUUCGGUGAGAAUCAUUACUACAGGACCGACGUUAAGAUGGCCUUAGCCCAACUCUAUGGCCGUCCAGGGGGUCCCGAUAAACAAGAACUUAAGGAUUUACCGAAAGAUCUGGUAGACAGGAAGGAAGAGCUCUGCCGGGAAGUUCUCAAACUUGCAGAUAUUUUUUGUCCGGGACUGAGUCGCCUUCGUGGUUUGCUGAUGUACGAGUUACAAGCAAGUCUAAUGGAGAAGUUCAGAAGGCUUCCUAAGAAACUUAAAGCGUCGGCCCCUGGGAAAGUACUGCUCAAGGAAUCUGCUCAGCUAUUGAAGGAAUCCAGUGCUAUUUUGUUAAUGGAAUCGCCGCUGCAAGAUGAAUACCAACUAGCUAUGCAAGCAGAGGCUGACUUAGAGUAUGUUAACAACAUGCUCGGUAAGAAACGGUGAAGCAGUCGCUCAAGAUCUUUGCUCAAGACCCUGUCCAAAUGCACCUUAAUCUAAGCACAUGAUGUGAACUCGAGAUGAGUAAGAAAUGAAAAUAAAUUGUUGAUGAAAU
This is a messenger RNA of Macrobrachium nipponense, 1813 nucleotides long. Its product is annotated as SET domain-containing protein SmydA-8-like. The record is from RefSeq and is a predicted model, not a curated record. The transcript is spliced from 7 exons. NCBI's taxonomy places the organism in Eukaryota, Metazoa, Arthropoda, Malacostraca, Decapoda, Palaemonidae. Bases 142 to 1704 code for a protein of 520 amino acids. Gene Ontology annotation, molecular function: protein binding.